CAAGAUAGUAGUGUAGCUCGAGAGAGUCUCUCGGGAGGCUGGAUUAGCCACAAGUUGUGGUGAACCAGGGUAAAAUCGGUGUGCCUCUUACUCUUCUCUUUACUUCUCGUUUAUUCAUUUUUUAUUCCUGCGAUAUUUUGAUCAAACGCUAUUCACCCCCCUCUAGCGUUGGUCUAUUAUUCUAACAAUUGGUAUCAGAGCCUAACUCGCGUCCAAACUUAACCGUUUGAGAGUAAAGCGAUCAUGGGCUCUUCUUCUAGAAAUCUCUAUGCAGGAAUUGGAGAAGGUCAAUCUACCUCUAGGCCACCACUCUUUGAUGGCACCAACUACUCUUAUUGGAAGGAACGGAUGAGAAUCUAUAUUCGUUCCACCAACUUCCAAUUGUGGUUGGUGAUCAAAAAUGGCGAAGAAGUCCCUAUGAAGAAAGUGGGAGAAACCACGGUCCCAAAGACCGAAGACGAAUUUGAUGCCGAGGACAUCAAGAAGAUUGAAAACUAUGCAAAGGCCAUCAACAUGCUAUAUUGCGCAGUCAACCCCGAUGACUACCGAAAGAUCUCCUGUUGCACAACCGCCAAGGAGAUGUGGGAUAAGCUUGAAGUGACGUACGAAGGUACCGAUCAAGUGCGUGAAGCCAAGAACGAUUUUCUCACCCAAGAGUACGAAAUGUUCCGAAUGAAAGAAGGCGAGAAAAUCGAUGACAUGUUCGACCGGUUCUCAAAGAUCAUCAACGAUCUUCAUGCUCUCAAAAAGACCUACACCAACAAGGAUCUUGUGAGGAAAAUUCUGCGGAGUCUCACACCCGAAUGGAGGUCAAAAGCCGAUGCAAUCUACGAAUCCAUCGGAGUCUCCAACGUCACCAUCGACGGGCUAAGAGGUAACCUUAAAACCAAUGAAUCUACUAUUCUAACCCCGUCUUUGGAUGAACAAAAGAAGAAGGGAAUAGCGCUGAAAGCAACCAAGGAGACUGUGGAAGGUGACUCAAGCAAUGAUGACAACGAGUUCGGAUUUGUCAUCAAGAAAUUCCACAAAUUCAUGAAGAAGGAAUUUGAGCGCAAAGGAAGAAAGCACGACGGUCCCCCAAAGUGCUAUGGCUGUGGUGAGAUAGGCCACAUCAAGCCAAGGUGUCCAAAAAGCAAAGGCGGCAAGGACAAACCUGGGUUCAAAAAGCAACGCGCCUACAUCUCUUGGGGAGGCGACUCCGGGGAUGAGUCAACGAAUCAGGAAGAGGAGGAAGCCGCCAACCUCUGCCUCAUGGCGCACGAAGAUCAGACCGAAGACGUUCAAGAGGUAUGUACCAUUUCUUCCGACUCUUAUACUUUUGAAGAAAUGCAAGAAGCACUUCAUGAGCUUUAUGAUGAAUUUGUUAGCGCUUCUAAAAUCAACAAAUCUUUAAAGAAACGUCUUUCAACUCUCGAAAAUGAUUUUGACAAAUUGGAAAAAGAUAAUGAAAAGUUGAAACAAGAAAAUAAAUUUUAUGGCCUCAUGGCGAAGCAGUUGAGAAGCCAGUCGGGGAUAGUUGCCAACGGGUACAUUAAGAUCCUCCAACAUUCGAGCAGUCUGUUUGAUCCAGUCCCAUGCAAUUUGGGGUUCACCGAUGCGAUCCCCAAGGAAUCUGCAUCAUUAUCCCUAAGAGUUUUGUAGGUUAUCACUCGAGGUGGUGGUGGUGGAGGCGGUUGAAACAUUGGCGCGUUGGCUAUUUGUUGUAGCACAUUAGCAAGAAAAGCCGAAAUUACAAUGUCGGGUUGACCACCAGCAUUCGGGUUAUUCCCAACAUUUUGUUGAUUGACGGGUUCAUUUUGGAUGGGAGGGGUGAAGCUAGAUGCUUCAGUAUGAACACUGACGUGUUCAUUGUUUUUGCCUUGUCCGUGGGUAGAUUCUUGACUCAUUUUACAAUAACAGAAAUUCCUUUAU
This is a messenger RNA of Cuscuta campestris, 1911 nucleotides long. The record is from the annotation of a GenBank genome assembly. NCBI's taxonomy places the organism in Eukaryota, Viridiplantae, Streptophyta, Magnoliopsida, Solanales, Convolvulaceae.